AUGAUUCAUACACACUUCAGCUUGUGUAUACCUCCCGUGACCAUCUUGUUGGUGGCGCUGGUGGGCUGCCUCGGAGACGAGGAGGCGUGCGGGCCCAACCGCUGGAGGACCCCGGCGCUGCCGCCCGACAACCGGUUCCUGGUCACCGUCAACACUUUAGGAGACAAGUACAUCCCAAACCAGCGUUAUGAUGUGUCGUUAUACUCGAGGGACAAGGAAGAUUCCUUCAUAGCAUUCACCAUAUCAGUGAUCGAGGACACGGAGGAGAACCCCAGGAACUCCCGCAGGCCGCGCCCCCUGAACCCUGGGCGCCUGUUCCCCUCGGAGGACGACAACAUCAUGUUCCACAAGUACUGCAACAAUACGCUCAUUGAAGCUGAUAUACGACCGAAGAACGCUGUGAAGGCGUUAUGGAUAGCCCCACCGAAAGGCAACAAAUGCGUGACGAUCUACGCCGUGGUGGCGGUGAAACCUGACGUGUGGUACAGCUACGAGGGCCCGCUGUCCAGGAAGAUCUGCGAGAACCAGCGCAAGGCCGAGGACAUGCAGCCGCUGGAGAACAACAACUGCCAGGCUUGUGAGGAGGCCAGGUAUCAGAUAUUAUUUGAGGGCAUGUGGUCCCUCAACACCCACCCACGAAUGUUCCCCGUGACGGAGUCCCUAGCGCGCUUCAGCGACGUGGUGGGCGCCUCCCACAACCAGAACUUCAACCUGUUCAAAUACAACGCGGAGGCUACUCCAGGCCUCAAGAUGUUGGCGGAGCAAGGGAACACCACCACCUUAGAGAUGGAGAUUCAGGAAGAUCUUGGGGAAAACGUGCGCACCCUGAUCAAAGCCACCGGGCCACGCAGCACGGACUCCUCCACCAUAUCCAGUUUCCGAGUGAGUCCUGAGAAGCACAUGGUCUCCAUCGCGACCGCGCUGCUGCCGUCCCCCGACUGGUUCCUGGGGGUGUCGAACCUGGAGCUGUGUGACGUCAGCACCAACCAGUGGGCGAAGACCGUUAACCUGAAUUUGUAUCCCUUAGACGCAGGAACUGAUAGCGGAUUGACUUUCGAAUCUUCCAACGAAGAGACUCUGCCGCACCACCCGAUCUCAUCAGCCAACAUCGGCAACGUGCCCACGGACCAGAUUAAACCUUUCGCCCGGCUUCGGUUCACCCUCAUCCGAACUUACAGCAAGCCUGAAUGUUUGGACCUCACCACUACCACUGAGAGCGAAAAACAAGAUGCUGAUGAUUCGAACGAUGUUGUGCCCAGUUCGGGCCGCCAGGAGGUGCCUAAAUGGAGAACGACGACGCCCGAAAGCACGGAAACGGAAGCUGACGAGUCGAGUGAGACAACGAAGGCGGUGCCAGCAAUAUGCGCGGUGAAGCCCUGGGGCGAGUGGCAGCCCUGCGAGGGCCGCUGUGUGGGCGGCGUCAGGCGGGGCAUGCAGUUCAGAUACAGGGAGUUUAAGAAUCGAAGAGCAGAAGCGGAGUGUAUCGAGCAGGUGCCCACGACUGCCUACCAGCAGUGCGAGGAGGACUGCUCGCAAACUACCACCGAACUGCCCGAGGAGUAGCUGGACAGAGAA
This is a messenger RNA of Amyelois transitella, 1575 nucleotides long. RefSeq names its product spondin-2. Lineage: Eukaryota; Metazoa; Arthropoda; Insecta; Lepidoptera; Pyralidae. The coding region runs from base 1 to 1563 and encodes 520 amino acids. Gene Ontology annotation, cellular component: extracellular matrix. Gene Ontology annotation, biological process: cell adhesion. The transcript has 11 exons. The record is from RefSeq and is a predicted model, not a curated record.